AUGGCUCUGUGUGUGGUGCUGAUGUUACUUGUGGCGGCCGCGAAGAUAGCGUUUACAGGCACCAUCCCAAACGCAGCGCACGCCAGCGUGACCAGGCCAGGGGAUGUUAUCCUUGGGGCUAGCUUUCCGAUUCACCGCUGGUCCUCCGGAGCACCGUGCAGUGCAGGACUGUACAGCUGGGGGAUGGAAUUGAGCGCCAUUGUGAUGUUUGCCAUCGAGCAGAUCAAUGACCGGGAGGAUCUCUUGCCAAAUGUCACGAUCGGUUACGACAUUCGCGACAACUGUUACUCAGAGACUCUGUCGCUGUGGACCGCAUUCAGUCUGGCUAGCACGUCGGAGAGACCCCAGGAGGACGUCCAGUUCCCAAAGAUCAGCCCACCAGACAACGGCAGUCUGCUGUGCAUCAUAGGGACGCAAACGAGCGCAACCACCAUUCCCACAGCUCAAGCUGCUAGCUUGUAUCGGGUCCCUGUCAUCUCCCCGUUCGCGACGAGCAACGAGCUGAGCGACAAGCGCCGGUUUCCGUAUUUCCUUCGCACUGUUCCCCCGGACAGCCUCCAGGCCUCAGCCAUCGCCGACAUACUUUUGCAAUUCCAAUGGAAAUACAUUGGCCUGUAUUUUCAGCUGAACACCUACGGAAUUCACGGAGCCCAAAGCUUGCUGGACCUCGCCGAAAAGUAUGGCAUAUGCGUGGCGUUUUCCAUUGCAGUACGCUACCAAGCAAAAGCCACUGAGCUCCUCGACGCUGUCGGUAGGCUUUCGAGCUUCCCCAAAGCGAAAGUCGUUGUUAUGUUUAUGGAUAGCCAAACAGCAAGUGAAGUCUUGACGACAAUGUCCGACGGUGGACUCCUGUCUCAGUUGACCUUUGUAGGUAGUGACGCCUGGGCAUUGCCUAAUUCACUUAAGAGACACGGUGUUGAGGUUUCCCUUUUACAAGGUAGCCUCUUUGUCCAACUACGUUAUACGCGCAUUGCUGGAUUCGAUUACGACCGGUUUAUACAAAUUGUAGAAUCUAGCACCCCAUGGUUAGUUGAGUGGAAGGCGGAACACAAUUGCUCCAACCUAAACGAGUGCCCAAUCCGCAUUGAUACAAAUGACAAUUUCGUGGUUGAUGCUGUCUACGCCUUCUCGUAUGCUCUCCAUAACAUGUUUUACGAUCGCUGUAACAAUAGUACCAACUGUAAUUUGCCAAUUAAAAAAUUUAUUGGACAAGAUUUGCUGCAGUACUUACGUAAUGUACGAUUCAAAGGGCUGGCCGGGAACUACAGUUUUGACAGCAAUGGCGAUCCAAGCGGGAAUUACAAAAUACUGAACUUUCAGAUUGUUGACGGCACGGUCAGAGCCGUUGAAGUCGGGCGAUGGAGCGCCUCAGCCGCAGAUCCACUUGAACUGAAUGUGAGCGCUGUGAGGUGGCCUGAGACAAGAGGCAAACCGGUCUCAAUUUGUCGGGAGGACUGUCAAAGUGGUUUCAUAGCGGUGCCUCUGGAGGAAAAAUGCUGCUUUGGUUGUCAACGAUGUCCAGAUGAAGCCAUUGUCAUUGACAACAAGUGCAGGCCAUGUCCCAUGGACGAGUGGCCAGACGAGAAUUUCAAAGUUUGUCAACCCAUUGUACCGACCCCACCCAGCUGGAGCGAGCCCACGGUUGUUGCCAUCCUGAUCCUGUCCGCCUUUGGACUAAUCCUGUCCCUUCUGGCAGCGUUCGGAAUCUACUACUACCAAGGACACGUGUUGAUCAAAGCUGCCAGUCGUGAACUGAGCAGCAUCAACAUCUUGGGGCUCACGCUGGCCUUCCUUGCUCCCUUUCCACUGCUCGCUCAAGUGACUGACGCGUCAUGCCGUGUGUCUGAGAUCAUCACCACCUUGUGCUUCACUCUGACGUAUGCCCCAGCUCUGCUGAAGGUCAACCGCAUCUAUAGGAUCUUCGACGCUGGGAAGAAGUCCAACAAGCGUCCUCGCUUUAUCGGUCCACGACCCCAGCUAUUGUUGGCGAUUUCUGUGUCUCUUUUUAUG
Acanthaster planci (crown-of-thorns starfish) is the source of this 2010-nucleotide messenger RNA. Its product is annotated as metabotropic glutamate receptor-like. Gene Ontology annotation, cellular component: membrane. Gene Ontology annotation, molecular function: G protein-coupled receptor activity. The record is from RefSeq and is a predicted model, not a curated record. Gene Ontology annotation, biological process: G protein-coupled receptor signaling pathway. Lineage: Eukaryota; Metazoa; Echinodermata; Asteroidea; Valvatida; Acanthasteridae.